Messenger RNA from Bipolaris victoriae FI3, 909 nucleotides. RefSeq lists its product as hypothetical. NCBI's taxonomy places the organism in Eukaryota, Fungi, Ascomycota, Dothideomycetes, Pleosporales, Pleosporaceae. Bases 1 to 909 code for a protein of 302 amino acids. The transcript is spliced from 4 exons. The record is from RefSeq and is a predicted model, not a curated record.
AUGCAAGCGCCGCUGUGCCGCCUCCUUGCAUUUUCCCACCACCACAAACAAAUUGCACAAGAUUUGUCAGCCGGCCUCAUUGCUUAUUUAUCUAGUCUCAUGGAGUUCAUCAAUCCCCCACCCUUCGGAGUCACUAGGGAUCUGAGCAACAGCCCAACCUAUGACGAAGGUACUACUGUGAACAUUGCCUGCACUUCGGGUGAGAAGGGGGUAGGGGUCUCAUUGUGUCUUUACCAACCAAAUGAGACAGAUGGAAAGUGGUUUGGAGACAUAGAAUAUCUUACCCGUAUGCAAGAUACUUGUUCAAAAAAUCUCACACUGUCCAAGUUGUUUUACCUUAGUAUCUUCCAAGAAGGCAAAGGCUCCUCGGAUUCGAACAGCCAUUACUUCUACAUCGCGGAAAAGGGCAUUGGGGAAUCCUCUUCCCCUUCCUUCUUAUCUUCGGCUUUUUCUUCUACGUCGAUACCACAAGCUAUAUCAACUGUAGCACCGACUCUGAUUCCGACAAGCUCGAGCAUGCAAAAUCUCAGAACCAGCACAGGAGUGGUAGGCCUUCCGACCAGCGAUGCCACAGAUUCACAAACCCUUCCCGAUCAACAAUCCUCAUCAGAUAGCUUUCCUUUGGCUGUUAAGAUCGGUCUCGGUACAGGGAUACCUGUCGCUCUUGCCCUUAGGCUAGUCAUAGGAUGGCUACUUUUUCGCCAUCGCAAAAGGAGAGACACUGCUCCUCCCUACGGAUUGCACGAAAUACCUGCUGGUCAAAACAUGCAAUACAAGCACUACAAUAAUGAGGGUUAUUAUGUGGAGAUAGGUCAGCUAUACCCGCAGGACUUCGAUGGUCGCGUAGUCACAUCACCAAACAAGCCUGCAGCUACACCUCAUCAUGCACCAGUACGGUUCGAGAUGUGA